Messenger RNA from Mercenaria mercenaria, 3369 nucleotides. RefSeq lists its product as uncharacterized. Gene Ontology annotation, cellular component: membrane. Bases 419 to 1240 code for a protein of 273 amino acids. The record is from RefSeq and is a predicted model, not a curated record. The transcript is spliced from 5 exons. Lineage: Eukaryota; Metazoa; Mollusca; Bivalvia; Venerida; Veneridae. Gene Ontology annotation, molecular function: tumor necrosis factor receptor binding. Gene Ontology annotation, biological process: immune response.
UUUCGCGUGAACUUUGUGUUAGCGAAUUGAAGAAGGAAUAAUUUAAUUCUAUCUGUAGAGUUAUAUUAGGCGUACUAUACAUAUAUUAUUGGCGAAGCUGGAUUUUCCAAUUAUAAUCAAAAGUAUAUAACAGGACGGUGUUAUACUGAACUGACGCAGUCUGAAUGGUAUUAGGCGCGCAAAAUUAUUCAGACGCUUAAUCUCUCCCGGCACUACACUACCGCCACAAAUACCACGAAAUCCGCAGAAAAAAAGUACUGUGGGUUUUCUAAAAAUAAGAAGGACGUCAAAGGAGUGAUUAUUUUAGAAUCGUGAAACAAUCGUACACUAUUAAUGCCAAGAAGCAGUCUUUCUUCUCUAGAACUUUUGCUGUAACCCGAUCAAAAGGGUGUCUCAUUUUCUAAAACAAUAAUUGAAAAUGAAUGUAAUAUUUUUAUUCAUCAUUUUUCUCGUAAGCACGGGCGUUCUAUUAAGCGGUCUGAUAUCGUUAAUUGGAUAUAUUUUGUAUGAAGAAAUGAUGUCGGUUUAUUCUGAAACACUUGUGGAAUUUUCUGUGCCGUGUGACGAUCUGUCACUUAGCCCUGAUGAAGAUUUUGAAACAUUUGAUAUCAAGAGAAACGGAUUGAAGACGUUUGUGAGAGGUGAUAGAUACAUGUGUAGCUAUGGAAAUGUUACAGAGCUGGUUCGCUUGUUUGUCGAAAGACAGUCAAGACUACGACUCGCAAAAGGGUUAGUCGCAUAUCCAUAUAUGUCAUGUGGCAAUGAAAGCUUAGCUCCAAAAUCUGGACACCUGACAGCAGCUUUUUCGGGGAUAUCACAGCCUCAAAGAUUUUCAGACUCAGACUCAGACGACGUUAUCCUUCAUUGGGACUCACAUUCAAGUAAUUCCAACAUUGAUCCUUCAGUUUCUUAUCAAAAUAGUGAGAUUACCAUUCCAGAGGGCAGAACUUACUUUAUAUAUGCAUCAGUACAUUUCAACAUCAGCCGACAAAAUAAUACACAGUUCCGAAAUUUGCAACGGUUUUCGGUACGGAUUUGCAGAAGAGUACACGAGUAUGAGCAGACGCUAUUAGCAAGAACGAACAUGUUUAACAUCAGCAACACUAAUACUUUGUCAAGUUUAAGAAUUGCAAGUCAUUUGAAAAUGUCGAGAGAUGACAAAAUAUACAUAAAAGUAUCGAAUGCAAAACGACUAAUACCUUACUCAAAGGGCAAUAGUUUUGGACUUUUCCCCACAUAGAUAUCAUCUCCUCAGUGAGAAGCUUAACUAGAUCUAGAAUAAGAUACAAAAGUGAUUGAAAAACUGCAAACUGUUCAGAGGCUUGUGGUUGAAGCGGACUAUGUAUGUCUUAGGUCUUGUGCAUUUAUCAUGAAUGCUUUGAACUGCCGAAGAUGUAUGCCAGUCUGGUGUUGUGUUUUCAAUUAGUAAGACAUAUACUUCUCUACAAAGGCAUCGGAUUUUUGGAGAAUUCUGGACAUAAAGACAACUCCCAAUGUACCUACCUUUAUGACACUAAUAAUAUCUAACUAUUUUUUUUAUUCUCUCUAAAACAUUAAUCAUUUUUCACAUUGUCGUGAUAGGUUCCGAAUACUGUAAAAGCACAUAUUUUCGCCGGGACAAAUUUCGCGAAUUUGAAAUUUUGAGUAUUUUCGCGGGGUUUAAUAUUCGCGAAAUUGUAGAAAUGGUUUCCUAUUUUAAUUUGAAUUAUAUUUAUGGUGAAUAUUAACGCAAGGAAUAAUUUCCACGAGAUAUAUUGUCUCGUGAAUGUAGCGAAAACUAAACCUUUGCGAAAAUAUCUGCCUUUACAAGCUGUUGAAAAACGCCAGAGAAAAAAAACAUAUGGAUUAGAACAGCUCGAUGUAACAUCUGUCUUUCAAACCUAUUGUGUAAAUAUUUAACAACCCUUGUUUCAAAGAGAAAGUACAAACAAACGUAGGAUGUUUUAAUGACAAGUACGUUCCUUACAUAAUUAUACAAGUGUAGUUCAAAGAGAACGAAGGUCAGUGCGUAGACAAACGAUGAAUAUAAGCUUAUAGUUACCAGCAAUCACAGAACAGCUUUGUACUCGACAUUUUUUAUCAUAAGUGCAUAUGUAAAUGCAGAUCUGUUAGCACACAUAGUCUCAUAAAGGUUUUAUUUUUUUCUGUUCAGCCAUAUUCCCUUACAUGUUGUAACAAUUAGCUCUCACGUUCAUUGAAAUAAUGUAUGUCCACCUAUAUGGUUUUACCUAUAGAGAGUGCACCGAUGUAUCUUUAAAUGUACUUAUGUGGUCAGUAGCUUGUCCACCUUCUAGUUUGCCUAGAAUAUGUUUUGCAAUGACCAAUUAACGUAAAGUCUCUUAAGAAACCCAUUUGGUUGGCAUUAUGACUGUUUGCCGGUCAUGCAGGUGUCGUACACGUGUAUGCAAAUUACACUCAAGGUGUAUUCCUCAUAUUCAAAGGAGCACAUCGAAAUUUAAAUAUUUAGUUAUGCUAAUUUCGGUGUGAGGAUUAAAUUAUUAUUUUUCAAUGCUUUGUUAGAGAGACUAAGCCACACAUUUUCGGCGAAAAAUAAUUUAUCCAAAAAAAUCCAUAAAAAUGAGUACUCUGAAUAUGACUAGUCGUACAAACGUAUUGACAUAAGAUUUUUGCAAGAUAGUCAUAUAAAUGACCAAAAUUAUCGUACAGAAGCUAGUAAACCGUUGCUUUUGAAAUAGUGAAGAUACUUUACAUUGUUAUUGCAUUUUUACCAAUUAAAUAUGUAACUUUUAUUUUCACCCACUUUAUUUCACUUCAUUUUUAUCAAGGUCAUAUAUUCCAUGCCAAACCUGGUGAAAAUGAACCUGUUGAAAAUUUUUGCACCCAACCUGUGGGCGAGUAGCUUUCAUAAAUGUAUGACUAUUGGUUACUGGGUUACAAUGUUUAACUACGAUUAAAUUCCUCAUCUUUCUGCAUGGAGUAUUUUUAUAAAUGUGUUAUGCAAGUGGGAGAGAGAGAGAGGGGGGGAGAGAGAGAGAGAGAGAGAGAGAGAGAGAGAGUACGUAUUAUUUGAAAGAAAAAAAGAACAUCACUAAUAACAAACAAAUAACCGAUUAGGUGUUUUUGACAAAAAAAUCCCAUGCUUUUCCGUUUUAUGAUAGUAUCAAUAACACUUCAUUUGAUUUCUAAUAGUAUACUAGCAUAUUUUGUCGAGACUGUGUUUCUACAUAUACAAUCUGUUGUGUUGUUGCACUGUUUAAAUGCUGGUUUUUACAUUAUUUUGCUGUUUGAUGCGCCGUACUGGAUUUCACCGAAUUUUGAUCCAUGUGACUUAAUAAUUGUUUAUUCUGUAUCAUAUGUACUUUGAUAGUUUUGAUUCACAAUACACCAUAUGAUCGUUAUGACAACUAA